This is a messenger RNA of Opisthorchis viverrini, 393 nucleotides long. RefSeq lists its product as hypothetical. The coding region runs from base 1 to 393 and encodes 130 amino acids. The record is from RefSeq and is a predicted model, not a curated record. The transcript has 2 exons. NCBI's taxonomy places the organism in Eukaryota, Metazoa, Platyhelminthes, Trematoda, Opisthorchiida, Opisthorchiidae.
AUGGAAGGUCCUGCGGACCGGGAGCUCGGUGGCGCUUGGGAGAACAUAUGCAAUCGUAAACCUCCGAGGCCAGUUUGUGUUCUGAAUGGCAAGUCUACUUGUCGACCAGCACCGUCCUGGCUUGGACAAUUCAAGGCCAUCUCAGCCACCGAUUCUCCGCUCGUUGUCGUAGAAACUCGGAUUGGAAAGCGCAGUGCAAUUGAUCAAUCAUUAAGUUAUACUCCUCGUAAUGAGAGAAAGUUCCGAGAGCAAAAGCGCACUCUGGCGUUUUUACUGAGCGUAUGUGCUGGACAUAAUCAACUGAUGUCCGGUGCCAAAUUGAAUGAAAUCUCCACAUUGUCACUGGCGGCAGCAUCAAUCAACAUUCGAACGCCAUGUGGAAUCGCCUAUUGA